This is a messenger RNA of Cotesia glomerata, 1030 nucleotides long. RefSeq names its product protein canopy 4 (gene CNPYb). Lineage: Eukaryota; Metazoa; Arthropoda; Insecta; Hymenoptera; Braconidae. Gene Ontology annotation, cellular component: endomembrane system. The transcript has 5 exons. Bases 191 to 868 code for a protein of 225 amino acids. Gene Ontology annotation, molecular function: signaling receptor binding. The record is from RefSeq and is a predicted model, not a curated record.
AACGUAAACAUACGCAUAAAUAAUCACAUUAAGGAGAUUAAAUUUUAUAUCAUUAUUUUAAGUGAGCCAAUGAUAAAAGAACAGAUCAUUCUGUAUCAGUUUGACUAUUUUUUAUAUUUUUUAAAAAAUCGAUAAAAUUAUACUUGGUGAUUUAACCUGUCUAGUGAAUGAGUUUUAUAAAAUUUUUACAAUGAUUAGAACAUUGUUAUUAAAUUUUUUAUUAUUUACAACAAUUUAUGCUGGUCCUGAAGAGGAUGAAGGUGUAAAAUAUGCAAAUAAGUGUGAAGUGUGCAAAGUAUUUUCUAUGGAGUUGGAAGCUAGGCUAGAUGAAACAGGAAAGACUCACGAUGUCCUGGAAGUCGGUUAUUCUUUAGACGAUGUUGCUCCAAAAAAGAAAAAGCAGUAUAAACAAUCAGAGCUGAGACUGGUUGAAUCACUGGAAGAUAUUUGCGAACGUAUCCUGGAGUAUAACAUCCAUAAGGAGCGUGAUGACAGUACAAGAUUUUCCAAAGGGAUGAGUCAAACUUUCAAAACACUCCAUGGCCUUGUAGAUAAAGGAGUUAAAGUCGAGUUGGGAAUACCGUAUGAAUUAUGGGACAAACCAUCUGUUGAAAUAACAACCUUGAAAACACAAUGUGAGGAUAUGCUCGAAAAUCAUGAGUCAGAUAUCGAGGAAUGGUAUUUCAAUUACCAAGGAAAAGUGCCGCUUGAAAGGUAUCUUUGUUCUGAGCGGGUGCUCGUAGACGAUGAUGACUCAUGUCUCAAAGAAAAAGGCGACACGGGUAAAGAUCGUAAAGAUAAAUCAAAAAGAAAAUCCAAAAAAUCUAAUAAUGAUAAUAAAAGGAAAAACUCUAAACAAGAGUUGUAGACUUAUUAAUUUAAUUGACUGAUUAAAAUAAUUACUUAAUUGUUUAUAUUUUUGCCAUGAUAAUUUUACUUUUUACUUUUUAUUACAUAUGUACAUAUGUACAUAACUGAAGUUGUUUUUUUCAGAAAUAAAAAACAAAUGAUGAUUUAUCUCUAAAGAUAA